UUUGACAUUUCUUUUUCAAAACGUGUGUUGCUACGACGCACGCACGUUCAUAAUAUUUUGAUUUUAUUAUCACAAUGGCGAAGUCUUUGAGGAGUAGAUGGAAGCGAAAAUGCCGUGCUGUGAAGCGGGAGCGAUAUGCUGUGAAAGAAUUGUCCAGGCUGAAGAAAAUGCUCGGGAUAAAGGAAGAAGAUAAAGUCACUGAAAGUGAGGUUAUGGAGUCCGAUCAGGUGAUAUUUUUGGAUGCUGGGGCAAUAAACAAGUCGAAGAACAAGCCUAAACCUGUCGAAGAAGACGACGAUGAUGUGGAGAUGAGUUCUGAUGAUGAGAAAAUCGAAGUGGACGGCGAAAACGGCAAGAAACGUAUUUUUAGUACUAAGACCCUGAAAGAUCAAAACGGCCAGUAUCCAGCGUGGCUUCACAAGAGAAAGAUCGCGAAAAUAAACAAAACGACCCAGAAAAAGAUCAAGAAGAAGUCGAAGAAGCGUAGGCAUAAGACUAAGUGAUAAUAAAUGUGUAGUUAUAA
This is a messenger RNA of Ostrinia nubilalis (European corn borer), 523 nucleotides long. Its product is annotated as protein LLP homolog. The transcript has a single exon. NCBI's taxonomy places the organism in Eukaryota, Metazoa, Arthropoda, Insecta, Lepidoptera, Crambidae. The coding region runs from base 75 to 503 and encodes 142 amino acids. Gene Ontology annotation, cellular component: nucleolus. Gene Ontology annotation, molecular function: RNA binding. Gene Ontology annotation, biological process: dendrite extension. The record is from RefSeq and is a predicted model, not a curated record.